This is a messenger RNA of Ostreococcus tauri, 1578 nucleotides long. Its product is annotated as NMD3. Gene Ontology annotation, cellular component: nucleus; cytoplasm. Gene Ontology annotation, biological process: ribosomal large subunit export from nucleus. Gene Ontology annotation, molecular function: ribosomal large subunit binding. NCBI's taxonomy places the organism in Eukaryota, Viridiplantae, Chlorophyta, Mamiellophyceae, Mamiellales, Bathycoccaceae. The record is from RefSeq and is a predicted model, not a curated record. The transcript has a single exon. Bases 1 to 1578 code for a protein of 525 amino acids.
AUGUUCGGCGCCGAUCGCGGUUUCGUCGACGCCGGCGCCGCCGUCGACGCCCGCACCGUGUUAUGUUGUCUCUGCGGCGUCGGCAUGCGCCCGAACCCGAGCGGGAUGUGCGUCGAGUGCGUGAGAACCCAAGUUGACAUCACCGAGGGCAUCAGCAAGCAGUGCGUCGUGACGUACUGCUCGCAGUGCGAGCGAUACCUCCAACCGCCGAAACACUGGAUCCGAGCGGACUUGGAAUCGAAGGAGUUGCUGACGUUUUGCAUCAAGCGAAUCAAGGGAUUGCAAAAAGUGAAGCUCGUGGACGCGGGGUUCGUGUGGACGGAACCGCACAGUAAACGCCUGAAGACGAAACUGACGAUACAAAAGGAGAUCAUGGGAGGGGCGAUCUUGCAGCAGACGUUCGUGACGGAGUUCAUCGUGGAGUGGCGGAUGUGUGACGCGUGCGCGCGAACGGCGGCGAAUAGUGAUCAGUGGAACGCGUGCGUGCAGGUGCGACAAAAGGUGGAGCAUAAGCGGACGUUUUUGUUCCUGGAGCAGAUGAUCUUGAAGCACGGGAUGGAGCGGGACGCGAUCGGGAUCAAGAGUCAGCCGGAUGGUUUGGAUUUUUAUUACGCCCAUCGCUCGCACGGUUUGAGGUUUGUGGAUUUUUUGGGGAACGUGGUUGCGACGCGGUCGAGGGACGAUAAACAGUUGGUGUCUCACGACGCAAACUGUAACACGUACAAUUAUCGGUUCACGUUCAUGGUCGAGAUCGUGCCAGUGUGUAAGGAAGAUGUCGUCGUACUUCCGUUGAAGCUAUCGAAGGAGUUCGGUCUCGUCGGUCCGGUGAUGCUUUGCACGCGUGUGUCCAACACGCUGCAGUUUACGGAUCCGGUGACCAUGCGUCCCAUUUGGCUCGACUCUGAAAAGUACUGGCGGUAUCCGUUCCGGCCCAUCGCGUCGGCGAAGCAGAUGAUUGAGUACGUCGUUCUCGAUGUCGAGGUCGAUCACUCGACGCGACAGGGUAAGCUCGUGAUGGCGGAGGUUGAAAUUGCGCGUUCAAGCGAUUUUGGCGUCAACGACACGACGUUUCGGGUCAGGACGCAUCUCGGAAAUAUCCUGCAAGCGGGCGACACGGCGAUGGGUUACGAUCUCGCCAGCUUGCAAAUAGUCGAUCCGGAGCUCGAGAAGUACUCGGGUAAGCAUCGAGCCUUCGUCCCGGAAGUGAUAUUGGUGAAGAAGUCGUACGCCGAGAGCCGACGCAGAAAGCGCGAACGCGGCGUGUCCAGACCGUGGCGUUUGCAACGUAUGCAAGUGGAAGAGGCUGACGAUGCUCCAAAGAAUCGUGGCGAAGAUCGCAUGGCGCAAGACGAAGAGCAGUUCUUCCAAGAAUUGGAAGAAGACGAGGAGCUGCGUGCGCAGGUGAGAAUUUUCAAGGAUGAACAAGCAAUAAACGCCAAUACGUACAUUGCUGGUGCAGACGACGAUGACGACGACGCACCCGAGGUGCCGAUCGAAGAAUUGCUCGACGAGCUCACGCUAGCGCGUCGAGGGGAUGGAGACGAGGAGGAAGAAGAUCUCGACUCAAUGCAGGAAUAA